GGAAGGUCCUAGUGUGGUGCUGGGUCCUUGCUCUUACUUGCACUUAUCUGUUUAAUCCCACUUAGAGGCAGGGCAGCGGACUGGGCUGAGAUGGCUGACACAGUCCGCUGCCGGCUGCUUCUGCACUUGGAGCACCUGACUUCGGGGGAGCUGAAGAAAUUCAAGCUGUAUCUGGUGAACUGCCUCCCCCGGGGCUGCCUGGAGGAGGCCGAUCGCCCCAAACUGGCAGAUCUCCUGGUCAGUUCUCUUGGGCAGCAAGAGGCCUGGGAGCAGGCUCUGCGCAUCUGGCAGAAUAUGGGCCUGAGGGAGCUGUGCGAGCGAGCCAAGAAGGAGGAUCUCGGAUUCAUUCCUGCUCCAGUUCUUACAGCCUCCUCAGGAUCCCAGACAGGACAACUACUAGCUGUAUCUAAAGUUGAAGUGUUUCAGAAAAAUUCUCCUUCCUCACCAGCUCCUCAGGCAAUCCAGGCCAGUGCCACAGAUACACUCAAGCUUUGCUCCCCUGAAGACUUCCUAAUGCUAAGGAAGAAGAUGGCAGGACAGAUAUACCCAGUGAUGGAGAAAGAAGCCCGCACACGUCGGGCUCUCAUAAUCUGUAACACGAAGUUUAACUGGCUCCCUCCGCGGAAUGGGGCUGAAUAUGACAUCAGAGGCAUGAGUGACCUUCUUGAGGGUCUGGGUUACAGGGUAGAUGUUGAAGAGAAUCUCACAGCUUUGGAAAUGGAGUCAGUGCUGCAGCGAUUUGCCUCCUGUCCAGACCACCAGACUUCUGAUAGUACUUUUCUGGUACUUAUGUCUCAUGGUAUGCCAAGUGGCAUCUGUGGGAAAGAUUACAGAAAGGAAGACUCCCAGAUUCUACCUGUUGCCAGGAUCUUCCAAAUUUUCAACACUUCCAACUGUCCCAGUUUGAAGGACAAGCCCAAGGUCAUCAUCAUUCAGGCUUGCCGAGGGGAGAAUUCGGGGGUUGUUUGGGUCAAUGAUUCAGCAGUACCCUCUGCAGAGAGUUGUACCGAGGACCUAUGCAUCUUUGAAAGUGAUGCUCUCUGUAGGGCCCAUGUGGAAAAGGACUUCAUUGCUUUCUGCUCAUCAACUCCGGAUAAUGUGUCUUGGAGAAACGUCCACAAGGGCUCUCUUUUCAUCAUCCAAUUAAUUCAUUACUUCAGAGAGUAUGCUUGUUGCGACCACUUGUAUGAUAUUUUCCACAAGGUCCAGAAUUCAUUUGAGACCCCAAAGUUGAGUGUGCAAAUGCCAACCAUUGAAAGAACAACAUUAACGAAGUAUUUCUAUCUUUUCCCUGGCAAUUAAAACUAGUAGGCAUCAGCAACAGUGGCUGUUGCAGCUCAGGAAGUUAAGGGUGAUGGAAUAUUUAUAUACCUUCGUCCUCUGGAAGGAUGUUUUUAUCAUGGGGAUUGUUGAUGUUAUUAUUGUCUGAUUUUUCUUUAAAUAGUACAAUAAAUACAAAAUCAAAUAA
Messenger RNA from Vombatus ursinus (common wombat), 1468 nucleotides. RefSeq names its product caspase-13-like. Gene Ontology annotation, molecular function: caspase binding; cysteine-type endopeptidase activity. Gene Ontology annotation, cellular component: protein-containing complex. The coding region runs from base 91 to 1302 and encodes 403 amino acids. The record is from RefSeq and is a predicted model, not a curated record. Lineage: Eukaryota; Metazoa; Chordata; Mammalia; Diprotodontia; Vombatidae. The transcript is spliced from 10 exons. Gene Ontology annotation, biological process: proteolysis.